AUGAAACCAUUAUCUGAAGGACAACUAAAGUUUUGUGUUGUUCAACUAAUACAUCUCACAUCAUGGCUGCUCGUACUUUUCAUUCUGAAGUCUAUCUCUUCCUUAAAACCUGCCCAACUUCCAAUUUAUCAAAGGAAGCCUUUUAUAGCUGCCUGGAAUGCUCCAACAGAUCAGUGCUUGAUAAGAUAUAAUUUAAGACUAAAUUUGAAAAUGUUUCAGGUGAUUGGAAGUCCACUGGCCAGGGCCAGGGGGCAAAAUGUCACUAUAUUUUAUGUCAACAGACUGGGAUACUAUCCAUGGUAUACACCCCAGGGAGUUCCCAUUAAUGGGGGUCUUCCCCAGAACAUAAGUUUACAGGUACAUCUGGAAAAAGCUGACCAAGAUAUUAAUUAUUACAUCCCUUCUGAAGAUUUCAGUGGACUUGCUGUUAUAGACUGGGAAUAUUGGCGACCCCAGUGGGCCAGGAACUGGAACACAAAAGAUGUCUACAGACAGAAAUCAAGAAAGCUUAUUUCUGAGAUGCAAGAGAAUGUAUCAGCUGCUGAUAUUGAAUAUUUAGCCAAAGCAACCUUUGAAGAAAGUGCAAAAGCUUUCAUGAAGGAAACCAUCGAACUGGGAAUUAAGAGCAGACCCAAGGGCCUUUGGGGUUACUAUUUAUAUCCUGAUUGCCACAAUUAUAAUGUUUAUGCCCCAAACUAUACUGGGUCAUGCCCAGAAGAAGAAGUUUUGAGGAACAAUGAGCUCUCUUGGCUCUGGAACAGCAGUGCUGCUUUAUAUCCUUCUAUCGGUGUCAGGAAAUCUCUUGGAGACAGCGAAAACAUUUUGCGUUUCUCGCAAUUUCGGGUGCAUGAGUCCUUGAGGAUCUCCACCAUGACAUCCCAUGAUUAUGCUCUGCCUGUGUUCGUCUAUACAAGGUUAGGCUACAGAGACCAACCUUUAUUUUUUCUUUCUAAGCAAGAUCUAAUCAGUACUAUUGGAGAAAGUGCUGCCUUGGGAGCUGCAGGCAUUGUUAUCUGGGGAGACAUGAAUUUGACUUCAUCUGAGGGCAACUGUACAAAGGUGAAGCAGUUUGUGAGCUCUGAUUUAGGGAGCUACAUAGUCAACGUGACCAGAGCCGCUGAGGUGUGCAGCUUUCACCUCUGCAGGAAUAAUGGGAGAUGCGUAAGGAAGGUGUGGAAAACGCCCGAUUACCUUCACUUGAACCCUGCAAGUUACCACAUAGAGGCAUCCGAGGAUGGAGAAUUUACUGUGAAAGGCAAAGCAUCUGAUACAGACCUGGCAGUGCUGGCGAAGAGAUUCUCCUGUCAUUGUUAUCAGGGAUACGAAGGGGCUGAUUGCAGAGAAAUGAGGAUGGCUGAUGGCUGCUCUGGGGUUUCCUCUUUUUCUGGCUCACUAAUCACAUUGUGUCUGCUGUUUUCCGCAUGUUAUCAGAGCAUUCAGUUGUGA
Mesoplodon densirostris (Blainville's beaked whale) is the source of this 1446-nucleotide messenger RNA. RefSeq names its product hyaluronidase 4 (gene HYAL4). Gene Ontology annotation, molecular function: hyalurononglucosaminidase activity. Lineage: Eukaryota; Metazoa; Chordata; Mammalia; Artiodactyla; Ziphiidae. The record is from RefSeq and is a predicted model, not a curated record. Bases 1 to 1446 code for a protein of 481 amino acids. The transcript is spliced from 3 exons. Gene Ontology annotation, biological process: carbohydrate metabolic process; hyaluronan catabolic process.